Messenger RNA from Paramecium tetraurelia, 852 nucleotides. RefSeq lists its product as uncharacterized. The transcript has a single exon. The record is from RefSeq and is a predicted model, not a curated record. NCBI's taxonomy places the organism in Eukaryota, Ciliophora, Oligohymenophorea, Peniculida, Parameciidae.
AUGAUCUACUAUUACUUGAUUGGAUUUCUAUUAUUGGUUAAUGGAUAGUCAAUCACAACUUUGAGUCUCUCCUAAUUUUAUUAGUGCACCUGUGAAAACUUAAAAACACCAUAAGAUUGUUUUCGAGAUUUUUGUAAUUGGGAUAUUGAAAAUGAGGAGUGCUAAAAUAAAAAAUGCGAAGAAUUUACUAAAGGCGAUUGCCAAGCAGUUCCAGAGCCAUUUAACUGUGUUUGGAAUUACACAAUUGGUAAAUGCGAAGAUUUUAAAGCUUGUUCUGAUUUUAGUUUUCCAGCUUCUUAUGCUGAUAGAUGUUAUGAAUUAAUAAAAUGCUAAGCUGAUCCUGAUUCAAUUGAUUUUAUAUCUAUGAAUAUCAAAUGCAUGGACAGAAGUAAUGAUUCCGCAAAGAGUAUUGUCAAUUGCGAUAAAAUUCCAUAUGAAAGCUGUAAAUGGCUUGUAACUGAUGAAGAUCUAUUAUGUGUCAAAAAUUUGUAAACAAAAACUUGUGAAACAAGAAAAAUAAAUAAUUGUGCUGAUUAUAACACAAAAUAGACUUGCGAUAAGAGUACUUGUUAUUGGGAUGGUUCAUGCAAAUCCUUAGAUUGUUCUAAAUUAUCAGAGGAGAAUUGCCAAUAUUAUCUUUCCUUUGAUUAGAAAAAUGUUACAUUGUGUACUUGGAAAGAAAACUAAUGUUCUAAUUUAGAUAUAGAAAAAUUAAAAUAAAAUUAGUGCUUGUCGUACACCAUAUAUUCAUAUGCUUGGAAUCCAGAUAGCGAAAAAUGCGAAAUUUGUAAAAACUAGAUGUUUCUGCUUUUAUCAUAUGGAAUAAUCUUGUUGUUUUUAGGGAUUAUUUGA